GCUUCAUCUCUAAUCCAACAAAUACAAACAAACAAAAAAAGAAUCACCUUCCUAGUUUAUUUCUAUGCGCUACUUAAGCGCGUGAGAAAGUACGAUCCACGUGGAACUAGCUUCUUUCGCCAACACAACACAGAGUUUGGCUCACGAAAAAGUGUGCGCGUGGGGAAGAAAAGGGUCUCAUAUAUAAUUGGAGUGUAAAAUGUUUGACCUUUUUGUUUGGGUUUAUCUCUUUUAGACUCAACAACAGAUAAAUUUGUUGGUUUCAAGUAUUAUCAAUUUCCCGGCGAAAUCUCCACCAGAGUUAUGGGAAUCACCGGAAGUCUAACGCCAGAUCAGCUCGAUUUUUUCCACUCUCAAGGGUAUUUGGUAAUCGAAUCGUUCGCGAGUGAGGAUGAGAUAAGAGGCUUAAGGAAGAGGAUGGAUGAGUUGCUUAAUCAGUUUGAUUGUUCCGUCUCCUCUAUCUUCUCCACCAAAAAUCAGAAGCACACCACAGAUAAUUACUUCUUUGAGAGCGCUGAGAAAAUCUCCUUCUUCUUUGAAGAAAAAGCUUUUGGUGAUGAUGGGAAAUUGAAGCAACCCAAACAACUCUCUAUAAACAAAGUUGGGCAUGCACUGCAUGAGCUUGACCCAUUGUAUAAGGAUUUCACAUAUUCGUCAAAGUUUUCAAGUUUGGCAUCAUCCUUAGGUUACAGGAGACCAGUUGUCAUGCAGUCUAUGUAUAUUUUCAAGCAACCUGGAAUUGGAGGCGAAGUUGUGCCGCACCAAGAUAAUUCUUUUGUGUACACGGAUCCACAGAGUUGUACUGGUCUCUGGAUUGCUCUUGAAGAUUCUACAUUAGUUAAUGGUUGUCUUUGGGCAAUUCCUGGAUCUCAUAAGAAUGGUUUAGUUAGAAGGUUUAUCCGUGGUGACAACGGUAUAACCUUUGAUCAGCCAUCCCCAUCUUACGAGCAGAAAGAUUUUGUGUCUAUUGAAAUGAAAGCAGGCUCAUUGAUUGCCAUUCAUGGUGAUCUAAUCCAUCAAAGUUUCGAGAAUCUAUCCUCGAAGUCAAGACAUGCCUAUAGCUUACAUGUAGUAGAAUCUGAUGGAUGUAAAUGGGCAAAAGACAACUGGAUACAAAGAGCAAAAAUGCCGGAGCCUCUCUAUGUUCUUCCUUGAUUCAAGCCAGUCGUGGAAAAACACUGUGAGUUACUGUUUAUCAAAUUUCUUUUAAGAUCACUAUCUUUGUGAGAACUAUGAACAGUAAUAAGAACAUGGCUAAAAGGGCCUUCUUGUGUCGUUUACUUGUUGAAAUACAAUUUGUUUCUUCUUGGUCUCUGUAGUUCUGUCUUUAAAUAACCAAACUCUGUGGUCAAUAAAGUGUGACAGUGAUUACUUGAUGUUUCUUUGAAUUCACAGUAAUUAGACACAAGAGUAAGGACUCAUAAACAGUUAAAGAGGUAGAAGAAAGUUUGAGAAAUAAGUGACCAUUGGAUUUUGUUUGAAAUGUUAUUGUGAUUGGAGGAAUGGGACAAAACUAUCUCUGUCCUAUCGUAAUUGUACCAGGGCAAAAGAAAACGUGGGACAGAGAUCUUUUGAGUUGCAGAAACAAUAGAGUCAAUUAAAGAGUUAUGGUCGUAGUGAUAAAUGCUUUGUGUAGUUGUCUUUUGGAAGUGUUCUUGAUCCUCUCUCUCUCAGAAAGCAAUUUGUCAUACAUUCAUGAUCUUAAAAGUACAAAAGAUGGGUCGAUGUUCUGUUUCUGUUAAAUUAUUAUUUCAGAAUUUUGCACAAAAACCCUCGG
Molecule: messenger RNA, 1777 nt
Organism: Arabidopsis thaliana (thale cress)
Lineage: Eukaryota; Viridiplantae; Streptophyta; Magnoliopsida; Brassicales; Brassicaceae
Gene: PAHX
Product: phytanoyl-CoA dioxygenase (PhyH) family protein
Exons: 9
Coding region: 304-1155 (283 amino acids)
Biological process (GO): fatty acid metabolic process
Molecular function (GO): phytanoyl-CoA dioxygenase activity
Source: RefSeq, marked reviewed